Molecule: messenger RNA, 645 nt
Organism: Arachis stenosperma
Lineage: Eukaryota; Viridiplantae; Streptophyta; Magnoliopsida; Fabales; Fabaceae
Exons: 6
Coding region: 1-645 (214 amino acids)
Source: RefSeq, a predicted model, not a curated record
AUGAGUCAACAAGAGCAUAUAGCUCAAAGUUCAUCCAUUCAAAAUGAUUGUAUUAAAAGGAGAAGGCUUGUACAAUUCGAAGAGGAGGAAGAUGAACAUAUUGAACCAAAUGUUGUAUAUGCUAGAGAGAAUGUUCAUCUCACAAAUGAUGAAAAUGAUGAACAAGGGGUUGAAAAGAAUAUGCAUCUUCAGGUAAAAGAUGCAUUUUUCCUUCAUCAUAGUAGGAAACGAGUUCUUAUAGAAUGGAAUGGAAGUGUUCCAAUGCAAUACAAAGAUGCUGUUUUUGAGAAUACUAUUAAGAAAAUAUUUGUUGUUAAUGAUGAUGAACACAAAAAGUAUAUCUUGUCAAAUCUUGGAAAUAAGUGGAAGAAUAAUAGAUGCAAGCUAUUCAACGAGCAUUAUAAAUCGGAACUUAGUUGGGAUGCAAAUGUUAAUUUUAAUCCAAUUGGAGUUCCCAAAGACCAUUGGGCUGCAUUUUUGGAAUAUAGAUUGAGUCCAAAAACUCAGGAAUUGUGUGAAAAGAAUGCUACAAAUCGGCAACAACUAAAAAUUUCUCACACUCUUGGCUCAAAAACACUUGCUAGGAAACGCCAUGACACUACAACAAAUAAGGGUUUUCGCAACGGUCAAAAACCGUUGCCGUAG